Messenger RNA from Penicillium brevicompactum, 891 nucleotides. RefSeq lists its product as uncharacterized. The record is from RefSeq and is a predicted model, not a curated record. The transcript has 3 exons. Bases 1 to 891 code for a protein of 296 amino acids. NCBI's taxonomy places the organism in Eukaryota, Fungi, Ascomycota, Eurotiomycetes, Eurotiales, Aspergillaceae.
AUGGGGGCCAAUGCUAGACCAGAGUCGUUUCAUGAUAUCAUGCGUUACCAUUGUGAACUACUCAUCAAUCCUCUCAAGUGGACUUCGCGUCACCUUGAUCUAGUGGGAUGUCGAUUCCAGGAUGUCGGAAUUCCUCCUGUCAACACAGAAUCUACCCAAAACAACCACAGGAACAAUGGCGGUCCAAAACCUUGCUCGACACCACCAAGCGAUGCUGAAGAAAUUGCUAUGAAUGUGUCCCCUCCUAUCAAACUUCGUAGUCUCAUCAACAUUUUGAUUGGCGAAGAGGGCCCUUUUGCCUAUACUAGUAACGGAGCUCCAUUCUAUUUUCAAGAUGGGGUUGCUCACCGACCAAACUAUAUCAUCUUUCAUCGUCGUGAAGAACCCGCUGAUGACAUCCAUAAGAGCUCACCCCCGUUGGUAGGCUAUGUACAUUACACAAGCAUCAACGAAGAUCGCCGGCGACAAUUCGAGCCUUGCCCAGGGCCAAGGGGCGUUUUCAACUCCGUUGGAGCAAAUAUCUGUCAGAAGCGACUAGCUCAGACAACCCCGAAGGAAUGGACCGAAGAUCCGUAUUUCAUAUGUCACUUAUUGGCUCUUGCACAGUUUCAAGAGUUCAAGCUCGACUUGUCAGAACCAAGUACUUACACCUCGCGUCUUCUCGUCACCAAUGUAUUAGAUCGAGAUUGCAUGAUGUUUUACGAGGCCCAGAUCACUACCGAACUUCUGGAUGGGCUUACGGAUCCGAGGGACGCAACGAGUCCUCUGGACUGGCCUACAGUUCGGCGUAAAAGGGUUUCAUAUAAGCCUUAUCAUACAUUUGCUAGCCGACUUGUUGCCGAGAUAGUGGCGCCCAGUCCCGUUCCCUCCAGUGACCAUUUGGGUCCAUAG